GACGGUGUGGAAUUUCGGUGAGGAAUGGUGGAGUCCAGGAGUUUUGUUGAUCAGGCAGGCUCCGCUGGGGGGGGCCAAACUGAUGGAAUGGAUGGAGUAUUGCAAUUUGGUGCCUUCCAGAGUGGUUUGUCCACACACACACACACUGAAGGUGCAGACACUUUUCUUCCUGACAGGUUUGUCAAUGCACUGUUGUGCCUGCGCGCAAUGAGAUGUGUCUUAUUGUUUCUUGAUAUGAACACUAUUUGAACCGCAGCAUGCCGAGAAGUCGAACCAGAUCUUUUUGCCUGUAUGGCAAAGGAGGACUGAAAGGAGUGUUUGUCUUCUACACCUUUCCAAGAUAACCUACAGUCCAGCCAUUCCGAAUGAGGCCUUCCCCUUUUUCAUCGCCGCCCGUCCGUCCCUGCAAACGCGUGGUUCAUCCGGGGGGGAUCCGCUCUGGGCUUUGCGCCAGCCCCCCCGAGGGGAAUAGCUUCUCCAUCACCACCGGCCGAUCUGAGAUUCUGUGAGUCGGAAGGAUGGCCAUUGCGAACAAGACCCCAUUGAUGAAAAAAUAUCAUGAGAAUACAUUCAACAAAGACCAACCAUGAGAGGAACACCUGAAGCCGGGGUGUUGCCUCGAUCUGUGAGGUCUCUUUUUCCUGCGUGGUUGUGGUUUGUUUCCAUCUGCCUGAAGGAUCCGAUGUCCCGGUGCCUUUUUCACUGCGUGCCUCUCGCAUCCCAGCGCAUCUCUUGGCUCGAGCACCGGCGACUGGGAGACCGCCAUGCUUGGUGAGGUGCCGUUGGAGCCUGGCCUUCAGCCAAAGCCUGGCCUUCAGGCAUUGAUGCUCCAGCGGCUGGACGUGCGGCUGGCGCUGGCACCACAACAGCCGGACGUGCAGCUGGCGCCGUUGUGUUCGUGGGGUGCAGCGGGCCACAUGACCGGUGACUGCAAUCCCUGCGUAUUCUUCUUCUCCAACUAUGGCUGCAGCCUGGGCAACAGAUGUGGAUUUUGUCACCUAAUGCAUGCCAAAGAAGAUGUCGGCAGACCAAAGGUGACAAGACGCAAGAGGAUGCCAGAAAGCGGUCGAACUCAAAGGCCUUGCAUAGUCCUUCUGGCAUGUGGAUCAUUUGCUUUGAUUCGCUUUGCCCCUGCAGGAUUCGAGAGCAGGUUUGUGAGGUUCUCGAGUCACACCAGGAUCCAAUUGAUGCACAGGCAGGCCUUCAGCGUUUAGCGCAACAACAUCCUUACGUACGUUUGGUGAUCAAAGCUUGUUUGAAUGAAUUGGAGCGACAAGUGGGCCCUGCAAACCUUGCAGGGGUUCUUUUUUCCUUGUAGAUCUUCCAGAGGCAAGGGAUGAACAGUGAUGGCUGGCUGGGAACAAAUUGUCCUUUCGAAAUGUUGAAUGCCUGGGCCAGGAGGCCUUCCUGCAUAUCUUAUCA
Messenger RNA from Durusdinium trenchii, 1422 nucleotides. NCBI's taxonomy places the organism in Eukaryota, Dinophyceae, Suessiales, Symbiodiniaceae. The record is from the annotation of a GenBank genome assembly.